GACGUUCCAACGCUCGGGCGGAGGAAGCCAAGGACGGGGAGAGGAUGGUGUGUCGCCAGCCCCUCAUUGGCCUGAUUUCCGGUGCCAGCGUCUGCCUUCUCGCGAGAUAGCUCGAAAUCAAUUGUUGGAUUUCCUGCGUCUUUUUCCUCGCUGUUCUGCGCCUUCAUCAUCUGUCACAUCGAUUGAGCGUGUGCAUGAACUCUUCGAUUUUGGGGGUUCUCCGAUCCACUCUUCUUGCACUCUCCCGGUGAGAACUUGAGAGCCUUGCGGGUGUCAUCAAUUCUUUGCAAUGGCGUCGUCCUUGACUCUGGCGCGUGCUGUUGCACAAUCUCUCGUGGCUGCUUCGUCGACCCCUCGUCCAUCGCGAAGCGUAAUCACCUCUGCCACUGUCUGCGCGGCCCCAAUCGGACUACGCUCCUCUGCGCAUUCCUCCUCUUCUUGUUUUUUCGCUGGAUCUCUUGCUGUGAACAAGCUUUCUCCUGCCACAAGGUUGGUCAGUGUUCGAGCCCACGGAACUGGUCAGAUUGUAGCCUCUUCGAAUGGCUCCAGUGCCCCUCUGCCAGGAUUGCCCAUCGACCUGAGAGGCAAGAGAGCUUUCAUCGCUGGAGUUGCUGAUGAUCAAGGCUUUGGAUGGGCCAUCGCCAAAGCUCUUGCCUCCGCAGGAGCUGAAAUCUUAGUCGGAACCUGGGUGCCGGCCCUGAAUAUCUUUGAAAGCAGCUUGAGAAGAGGAAAGUUUGACGAGUCUCGAAAGUUGGCUAACGGAUCAAUGUUCGAUAUCGCCAAAGUCUACCCUCUAGACGCCGUGUUUGAUACACCAGAGGAUGUGCCAGAAGAUAUCAAGAACAACAAGAGAUAUGCCGGAUCAUCAAAGUGGACAGUACAGGAGGUGGCUGAGUCGGUGAAAAAUGACUUCGGCAGCAUUGACAUUCUCGUGCACUCACUGGCCAAUGGUCCAGAGGUUACUAAACCUUUGUUGGAGACAUCUCGGAAGGGUUAUCUUGCCGCUAUUUCAGCUUCAAGUUACUCAUACGUUUCGCUGCUCAAGUAUUUUGCACCAAUCAUGAACCCAGGUAGUUCUUCUCUUUCUCUCACAUAUCUCGCUUCUGAGAGGAUUAUCCCUGGAUAUGGAGGAGGAAUGAGCUCAGCGAAGGCAGCUCUGGAAAGUGACACAAGGGUACUUGCGUUCGAAGUUGGAAGAAAGCAUGGUAUUCGAGUGAACACCAUCUCUGCAGGUCCUCUCAGAAGCAGAGCAGCAAAAGCUAUCGGCUUCAUCGAUAAGAUGAUCGAGUACUCAACUGCCAACGCCCCUUUGACCAAGGAGCUAGAUUCAGGCGAUGUUGGCAACGCAGCAGCCUUCCUUUCUUCUCCCCUCGCAUCAGCAAUUACGGGCAGCGUGGUGUACGUGGAUAACGGUUUGAAUGCUAUGGGGUUAGCCGUGGAUUCGCAGUCUCUUGUUGUAGAGGAGGCGGUCAAAGUGUAAACGCUAAACUCGAAGUAAAAUACACCUGAUCUCACCUAUUAAAGCGACCCAGAGGAUACCGAAAUCAUUAAAGUGUGCCAAUUAAGGUUGUUCUAGGGCUUAGGCAAUAUUUUUGAUCCAGCGAAUGCCUGGAGGUACGCUGGUUUAACUCACGGGGCGAGGCAGAAUUUAGAGAAGCAGAGUUAGGGAGGAUUGAGACGGCUUAUGAGGCCUUUUGUACGAUCUCCGCAUAAAGGUUUUACUGGAAAUGAAAGUUCGCAAGUGGACGU
Molecule: messenger RNA, 1749 nt
Organism: Marchantia polymorpha subsp. ruderalis
Lineage: Eukaryota; Viridiplantae; Streptophyta; Marchantiopsida; Marchantiales; Marchantiaceae
Source: the annotation of a GenBank genome assembly